UUUAACUGCACGAAGCUGUUGCCAAAGCCAAACCCGUGCCCCCUUUGUUGAAGGAGGAUUGCAAAAGAAAAGAAAAAAGCCCACCACGCUUCAGUCCUGAAACUAUGACUGACUGUCCGGCCGGGAGCCCAGCAGCAGCGGCUCUCUGUUGGAUGGGAAGUUGUGACUUGGACCUGGAGGACGCGCAACUUUUAUAGACUUUCAAGUCCGCCGCUUGAGUAACCAGCAGCGCUCAGUUUAGAGUCCCUUCACUCUUGGAUUGCGCGUCUGGAGCGCUUCUACGCGAGACCACCGUGUGUUUGAGGCUCGGUGCCGUCCAGGGCGUCUCUUGUCGAGAAGGAGAUGGCAAUUCCGUUAAGAACAUGUUUUUGGUGUUUGCAGCUUUGCAAUGGAGAAUAAAUGAAGAGGGACGUUUAUCGUGAUUAACUGAGAGCACGCAAGCAGAAUGCAGGAGCGGGAUCUACAGAGCGUGUGCAGAAGGGUGCUCCUGCUGACCGUCUGUAUGGUGUCUCUCUUGGGACAAUUGACCAGUGCAUCAUCACACCGAAGCCACAUAGUACACGUGAAAGCAGGAACCUGUGAGGUAAUUGCUGCACACCGAUGCUGCAACAAGAACAAGAUCGAAGAGAGAUCCCAGACUGUCAAAUGCUCCUGCUUCCCUGGACAGGUGGCGGGAACAACGAGAGCAGCUCCAUCUUGUGUAGACGCAUCGAUAGUUGCACAGAAGUGGUGGUGCCAGAUGCAUCCUUGCAUGGAUGGAGAAGAGUGUAAAGUGCUACCGGAUCUCAAAGGAUGGAGCUGCAGUACAGGAAACAAAGUUAAGACAACAAAGGUCACCCGAUAGUUGUAUUUUUCCGGAAUAAAGAUAUGUGGAACCAAGAUGUUUCUUUGACCAACGCAGUAGGACAUUUUGCAUCCCAAGGGAUUUAUAGACUGGCAGAAACCUGGGACCAACAUGGACAUAAGUCUCGGACAUUCCAGUGAACAAAAAGAAGAAAAGUAUUUUGAAAUUCUCAUGAGCGUACGGUGAUAAACUGAUUCUCGACUUUUUGUCUAGCAUUGACAGUAGCUUUCUCUCAACUCUGCUGCCCACCAAAUCUUGCUUUGUACUAUACUUCUAAUCCAACGGAUUUGAAAAACCCAACCAUGAUGAUAUUUAUUGACUUGAAGACUGGAUUAGAGGGUGAAGAACCUCACCUUAAAAACGUGUUAUGUGAAACUUUUGUGUCAUUUUCUUGCCACUAGGAGCCCUGAGACUGUUGAUGCAUAUCUCUUCGGGGGCUCUUGUGAGGUUAUAAGCAUUUUGAUUCCUUUUAGCCUUAUGGGGGAGAUACCUCUUCUGUUUCUUUUUGUUGGUUUGAAAAAAGCCUGGCCUUUCUUCUUUUUAAGUUUAUUAGGAUGUAAAGUCCACUUUUGAAAAACACUUAAGAUAAACACACCCAGAAAUAAAAAAAAUAACUGUAAUUAAAGGUCAAAGUAGCUGAGUUCUGCAAGAAAUGCUUUAAUGGUAUCUGUUACUUUCAAAGCCUGGUGACUGCUAUUCAUUACAAAUGUCAAUAUUAUCUCAAUAAAUCUAAGUCAAUGAAUAUUGCUCUUUA
This is a messenger RNA of Fundulus heteroclitus (mummichog), 1598 nucleotides long. RefSeq names its product chemokine-like protein TAFA-2 (gene tafa3a). The record is from RefSeq and is a predicted model, not a curated record. The transcript is spliced from 5 exons. NCBI's taxonomy places the organism in Eukaryota, Metazoa, Chordata, Actinopteri, Cyprinodontiformes, Fundulidae. Gene Ontology annotation, molecular function: receptor ligand activity. Bases 446 to 844 code for a protein of 132 amino acids.